This is a messenger RNA of Malassezia vespertilionis, 3630 nucleotides long. RefSeq names its product GPI inositol deacylase (gene BST1). Gene Ontology annotation, molecular function: phosphatidylinositol deacylase activity. NCBI's taxonomy places the organism in Eukaryota, Fungi, Basidiomycota, Malasseziomycetes, Malasseziales, Malasseziaceae. The transcript has a single exon. Gene Ontology annotation, cellular component: endoplasmic reticulum. Gene Ontology annotation, biological process: endoplasmic reticulum to Golgi vesicle-mediated transport; GPI anchor metabolic process. Bases 1 to 3630 code for a protein of 1209 amino acids. The record is from RefSeq and is a predicted model, not a curated record.
AUGUCGCACAUGAUUCCAUACUACAUUUCGCACAAUGCGCAGCUACGCGCCCAUUCAAACUCAACAUCACCAUUGAUGCGCAAAUACUCGCUGCUGGAAUACCGUGAAGGCCGUCCGGACAAGCGUGUGGACAAUGGGAAGCCAUGUGCAGCGGUUCUUUUCAUUCCGGGAAACGCCGGAAGUUUUGGGCAGGUGCGUAGUAUGGCGUCCAGUGCGAUGCACCAAUACUGGAAAAACAAUGCAGGAAUUGCAAGUGUGGCAUGGUCCAACUGGCGUGGUCCAGUGGAGUGGUAUACUGUCAGUUUUAACGAAGACUUUAGCGCAUUCCACGGCCAAACACUCGAGGACCAGGCCGAGUACGUCAACGAAGUAAUCAACUACUUGCGCAGUAUCUGUCCUGUGACGCCUGGAGAGCCAAAUGAUACCAGUGUUGGCGUUGUCGCGCAUAGCAUGGGCGGAAUCGUCGCUCGUCUUGCUCCGCAUCUGCCAAAUUACGCGCCGCGCAGCAUCGACACAAUCGUCACAUUGUCGACGCCCCAUGCGUUCCCACCUGUCCCUUUUGACCGAUCUUUGGACCGCAUUUACAAUGUGAUAAACAAACAAAAAUUAGCGACGGAGGAAGAGCCGCUCCUGAUUAGCAUUGCAGGCGGCCUGCUGGACACACAGCUACCCUCCGAUGCAUCUUCGCUCGCACUGGCCGGCAUUCAUGAGCCAAUAAGUCGUCUUUCUACGUAUACAGCAUCGCUUGAAUUCCUCUGGAGUGCAGUAGACCAUCUCGAGGUGGUUUGGUGUGACCAAUUGCGUUUCAAAAUUGCGCGCGGGUUUCUGCUGGACUAUGAUCUGUUGGGCUCCAACGCGAGUCAACGCGCAUCGUUGGAUUACCGCCUGCUCCGCCGAAAGCUGUGGCACAACAUGCUUGGAUUCUCGAUGUUUAAGCGCUCCGAAAUAGACGCAUUUAUUUCGCAAUCAACGCUCAGCGCUGAUUUGAAAUUCAUGGCGCAGCUCACGCCGCGGUUCGAGGUGGGAGACGAAGGAAAUACAUUUGGACGGGGCGAGUCCAACGUAGAGACCUACUCGCUGCUGAGCCCGCCUGGACCGCGCGCACAGCACGACAUCUCCAUUACAGAGGAGGACGAGCGGCUUGGGUUUGCCUUAAUCACCAAUUUGUUGGUGGGUUCAUCGUUUACUUCGCGCUUUGUUAUCUCCGAUGUCGAGAUGGUGGCCAUGGCGUGCAAAAAAUCAAUCAACUUUGACAAUGUUUUCAAACUGGACAGGUCCUACUGCCAGCUGUUGCUCCCGAGCGUGUACAAAGCGCUGCCAGCGUCGCCCGCUCCCCGCGGUGCCGUCUACUUUCCCAACAGCUCAUACCUGUACGAUGUGCCGAGCACGUCUUUUCAAACGCUGUACUUGAGCCCGAAAGACUUGAAGGACAACGAUGUCCAGUUUAUUCGCUUGGAGCGCACGCGCAAUAUGGGAGUCUACACGGGCCACGAUCAGACGAUGCACAAACAGACUAUCUUGGACAAGGGGUUUGUCGAGGACAAGCCACUGCAGCUGCAUGGAAGCCCUGGCUUGUUUUUCUCCAAGACGUGGGACUUGUUUGAGACGCCCUACGAGUGGCUCCUGUCUUCUCACGGAAGGCAUGCACCGCUGUGGAAAUGGCAGUUCCCCGAUUUGGACUCGGCGAUUCUCGUGUACGAGCUCGAACUUUUUCCUGCACCUUGUGCCGACCAUUUGCAUCCGCCGCCGCCGGAAACUGCGCCAAUUGCGCGCGUGUCAAAUAUCGUCACCAACGACGAGCGCGUAUUCCCUUCGUUGAAUGCACAGGAACGCGUAGCCUUUCCUGUAGCGCUUCAUGGAAGUGCUCCGUUUAUGCCGCGUCCAACAGGUGUUGAUCAUGGCACAUUGCUGGAGCUUUGGCUCCCGAGUGCGUACGAGUCGACCGUGUAUACUGCGACAUACACAAACGAGUGCCCUAUUCCCUACGACCGGGUCCGUAUCUCUAUUCAAUGGCGGGCCAGUGCGGGGCUGCUGAUCUUGCGCUAUCGUCUUGCAUUGGUAGUAUGGCCCAUUGCCGUGUUGGCAUUAUCCUACGCUGCCUUUCCACAGUCGGGGCCGAUGGAAGCACUUACCCAAUUAGUGUACAGCCGCGCGGCGUACCUUUUGCUAGGCGGCCCUGCCGCUGUGCAGCUCUUAGCGAGCUCCGCUGUGGCCCUUGGCCUGGGUGGUGCGUGGCAUACACUCGGCAUAGGCCUCACUACCACGCAAUUCCUCUACUUGGGGCCCAUUCUCAUGAUGCUCUCGUAUUGCAUGGCAUUUGUCGUUGCUUUCUUGAUACAUCACAUAUUUUCUCUGGGCUUUAUCGGAGUUCGACGCUAUGCGCCUAGCUUGCUGCGCUUUGCGAGUAUGGCAAGCGAUGCGCCCUUACCUUCGCGUGCCGAUCUUACCGCGUGGGCCACAAAGCGCCAGACGAUGCUUGGCGCACUGAUCUUGGUGUUGCUCUGGUUCUUUUUGCCGUACCAAAUUUUGUUUAUCGUGUGUUUUAUGGUACAUGCCUAUACGGCAUUCUGCUCCCAUGUCACUUGGAAACAAGCCGUACACACUUCUCGGCACAAUUUGCAAGAGAAAACGACGGCGCAGCGCUACCUGCAAAACAUGUGGCUGCUUCUUUAUUUAUUCUGGAUCCUGCCGCUCAAUGUCCCUGUGCUUGUGGUAUGGAUUCGUAACGUCAAUGCAGGCUUCAAUAUGGGGCUGUCGCGCACAGAGCACAACAUUCUCGCGACGCUGCCGCUCUUGACGCUAGUGUACCUGUGCGCCAAUCCCACCGUGGACAGCGGCGCGACAGGUAAAAAACAUGCGUGGAUUACGUUUGGCGUGUACGCUUUUCUGUACACGGUAUCACUUUUGUAUGGAAUACGUUACGCGUACCUACAAGCAGAGGUGUUCCAGCUGGUCAUUGUGUGGGAAGUCGCCCAGCGCGUGUUCGCAUCGUACCAUGCCCAAGAAAGGAUGGACAGCGAAGAAGUAGAGCGUGAAAUUUUCGUGCUCGAUUCCAUGCACCAAUCGGUCCCGCCGUCGCUCCAGCAGGUGCCUACGUUGGACGCUGUGUUGUCGACCUACCUCGACACACUGGAUGCGUACUUGGCCGUGAAGAAGCGCGCGGGCGAAGUCACUGCGGCUGGCUUUUAUCAGCUGACAAGGGCCAAGAUGACGCUUGGCGGGCAGUUUGGACAGCAGCUCAGCGCAGAUGUAUACGACGAGCGGAUGCAUGCGCGCAUGCAUUUUGUCGAUGGCGUUUUGUCCUCACAGGCGUGUAGUGACGCACAGACAAUGCCGGACGAGCGUCUCGACGCGCUUGGCUUGCGCCGGCGGAAAAAACCUAUAUCCGAAAAAGAGCCUGUGCAAAAGGCAGAGGAAGUAACCGCACGCCCGGUGCUUGGAUUCGAUCCAUUGUACCAGUUUAGCGGUAUGCCACCGCCAUCUCUGCGCCAAGCACAACAAUCAUUCCACGCUGGAUUGCAGGCACUGCUAGGCGACAAUGGGGUUUACGCAUUGGGCCAGCGCCUAGCAGAACUGGAAGAGCAAAUUCGCAUGCUGCGCGGCGAUCGGGAUAACGAACAAGGAAAGUAG